GCUCCAGGCAGUGAUGGAAAAUGAGACCCCAAAAGUGUCAGCGUGGUCCCAGAGGGAGAGCGACACCCUGGGUAGGGAGUUCAGGGAAGCCCUUUCCGAAGAAGCUGUCCCUCCAAUCAACCCUUGGGCGCAGGUGGCGGGAAUCCGGCGUCCAGCGGAGGAGCCCCGGCCUUGGGGGCGGGCCCAGGGCCGCUCGAAUCCAGCUGGCAGGUGCGGGGGGCGGUGCCCAGCCCUGCCCCCGGGGGACGUUCUUGGAGGCCAGAGGCGGGUCAAAGAAGAGUGCUGGCGACGCCUUAGAACCUCGGGCGGCGGCUGCAGCUACAGGUACUGCGCAGGUCACCACGUCCUACCUAUCUGGGCAUCUCAAUCCCGGCCCGGAGAACUGAAAUUUUCCGAGUGCGCCUAACUCGGAACAUCCAGGCCCCCGCGCCCGAGAGCAGAGUCCUAGGGUCACCUGAAUCUUAGGGCUACGUGCUCCGGGAGCCGCAGAGCCAGGGCACCGAGGGCUGCCGGGGAGGCAGUGAGGUCCUGGAAACCUCUGGAGCGGAGGACUUGAAGACCUCGGAGCCAGAGAGCCAGGUCCCGCAGGUACCAGUUGAGCAGGACACAGAAAGCCUGGACGGUCCCUAGCUGGGCCGCCUGGCACUCGGAUAACGGAGGUACUGGGGCAGUGUCCCUCUCUCGACUCGGAAACCUCCCGGUGUGUUUUCCACCGAGGCCCGCGGCAUCUCACCUGGCGCCUGCGGAACUGCUGAUGGAGACGCCCAUCCAGCGCGAAAUCCGCCGCAGCUGCGAGCGCGAGGAGAGCCUGCGCCGGAGCCGGGGUCUGAGUCCCGGCCGUGCCGGCGAGGAACUCAUCGAGUUGCGCGUGAGGCCGGUGCUCAGCCGGCCCGGCCCGGGCCCCCAACUGCCGCGCGCCCUGGAGCGCGCUCGGGCGGGCGCGAAGAUGCAACGGGACAUCGACCGCGAGGCUCACAGGCAGGCGGCGCUGGCGAGCCCCGAGGCUCCGCCGCCCGGCGCCCGGCGGCGGCCACAGCCGCUGGACGAACUCAAGCGCUUCUUUGAGGCUGCAGCGGAGGACGGCGGGGGCUUGCAGCGGCGGCCGGAGGCGGGAGGCCGGCUACACCCCGCCGUUCAGGACGGCUGCCCGGUGCUGGGGCAGUCGCCGCCGCUUGUUUCCCUGUCACUGCUGGAGCAGGAGGUGCGCCAGGUGCGCGAGCGCGAGCGGGAGCUGCAGUUGCAGCGGCGCAGCAUCUACGGGGCCGCUGAGGUCGAGGAGCCAGCGCCGAGCCUCACCCCGAGCAGGGGAGACGGAAAGUUGGCGGUGAUCUGGCCCCCGCGGAGACGGGCCUCGGAGAACGGCCUGGAGAAGUAGGAGCGCAGACCCUGAGGGCUGCGAAGGCUGGGACACUCGUCCAGAAGUGACAAACCCUUUAAAGAACCAGGGUAGAGUUACCCUCCGGAUCAGCAGAAGGCCUGGAGAGGGAGGAGCCAGCUCUCUUCAAUGGCAACUUGAAAUCCUGCCCAUCCUUGAUACUGACUAUGGAAUUAACCACCUUUCUCCAUUAAAAUUGUUUAGUCUUCACUGGAAAACUAACAACCACCCGCAAAACCUGUGAGUGAAACACAAAAUAAAGCCCCCCCCCCCCCACUUCCUGGGCUUUAUUGCAAGCUCUUUUCUACCGGAACCUCUUUAGUCUGGGUGGAGCGGGAGCUGGGCGGGUGAAGGACUCCCAGGAAAGCCACCAGAGGAUCGCAUCGGAAUGUUGGAAUUCGAAAUGCGCUCUAGUCUCUGUUCCCGGCUGCCUGCUAACCCGGGACUGGAGGCCGGGGCCCUACUGCCCCCUGGUGGUGAGAGUGCAAAAUGUUGCGCACCGGCCCAUAGACUCCACUUUGGGUCUCCAGAUCUCAGCUUUUAUUGGCGCCAAAGGCGUCCUGUGCUCAGGGCGCUGCUAGGAAGAGGUGCUGUGCAAUUGUCCCUGCUCUAGGGAAAUAAACAAUAGUGAAAAAUACCAGUGGUGGGCUGGGAAGACGAUUCAGGGUAGAGAGUGCUUGCUUUGUAAAUAACCUGAGUUCAGUUCCCAGCAUCCAUAUGAGAGGUCCAUAACUACUUGUAACUCCAGCUCCAGGGGAUCAGUCAUCCUCUUCUGG
Molecule: messenger RNA, 2151 nt
Organism: Peromyscus californicus insignis
Lineage: Eukaryota; Metazoa; Chordata; Mammalia; Rodentia; Cricetidae
Gene: Misp3
Product: MISP family member 3
Exons: 3
Coding region: 755-1375 (206 amino acids)
Source: RefSeq, a predicted model, not a curated record